AUGACAGCCUCCUUAGUUCUAAACCCUCGCUGGCCAGCGGACACCGUGAUGUUUGUGUAUGACAACAACUUGGACGACAUGAACAAGAACAUGGAUGGGCUGGUGGGCAGCGGCAACUUCGCCGCCAGCCAGUGCCGCAACAUCAUGGCGCACUCGGCGGCCGCUGCUGCUCUGGGCGGCCACGCGUCCGGCCUGGUGCACUCCUCCGCAGGCUACCCCGCCGUGGACGUGUCCGCUUCGGGAUCCAGCGAGACCGGGGGGUCUUCCGGUAAGCCGUGUGCGUCCGGCCCGUGUCCGGCGGCCGCCGUGUCGCACCAGAGCUCCUCGGCUGCCACGGCGCUGCCGUACAGCUACUUCGGGAACGGCUACUAUCCGUGCAGAAUGGGGAGGGGCUCCCUGAAGUCGUGCACCCAGGCGGCGGGGGCCGCGCUCAGCUCGCAGUAUAUGGACACCGCGGUGAACUCGGACGACUACGCGAACCACCGGGCCAAGGAGUUCGCCUUUUACCACGGCUACCCAAGCCCGUACCAGUCCAUGGCGAGCUACCUGGACGUGUCGGUGGUCCAAACGCUGGGAGCCGGGGAGCCGCGCCACGACACCUUGCUCCCCAUGGACAGCUACCAGCCCUGGGCUCUAACCAACGGCUGGGGGGGGCAGAUGUACUGCUCCAAGGACCAAGGGCAGGCUGGACACCUCUGGAAGUCCGCCUUGGCUGAUGCCGUGGCUCACCAGCACGACGGCUCGCCUUUCCGCCGGGGCCGGAAGAAGCGGAUACCGUACACCAAGCUCCAGCUAAAGGAGCUCGAGAAGGAGUACGCCGCGAACAAGUUCAUCACCAAGGACAAGAGGAGAAAAAUCUCGGCCGCGACCAACCUGUCGGAGCGGCAGAUCACCAUCUGGUUCCAGAACCGGCGGGUGAAGGAGAAGAAGUUUGUUGCCAAAGUGAAGACCAGCACUCCGUAGCGCACAUUUUCUCUUGCACUCUGGACUAUUUUCGUGAAGCAGUAAUAGCAUGUGAUGCAAAAAGAAGGAAAUUAAAGAUGAGAAACAUGAUGGACAGUGCUUGUCCACGUGUGCCAACAAACGGGAUGAAAAUGCGAAUUAAAAAAAAGGACAUAAAGGACACCAAAAAAAAAGAGAACUGAAGUCCUCUGGUCAGCUGUCUCCUCAGAGGCAUCCUGUAAAUACAGCACCUUCCCGCCUGCUUUAAUGUAACUGUCCCGUCUACUGUGUGUGUUUACUGUGUGUCGGUGUUGUCUUGUAGCCAAUACC
Pungitius pungitius (ninespine stickleback) is the source of this 1272-nucleotide messenger RNA. RefSeq names its product homeobox B13a (gene hoxb13a). Bases 1 to 963 code for a protein of 320 amino acids. Lineage: Eukaryota; Metazoa; Chordata; Actinopteri; Perciformes; Gasterosteidae. The transcript has 2 exons. Gene Ontology annotation, biological process: regulation of transcription by RNA polymerase II. The record is from RefSeq and is a predicted model, not a curated record. Gene Ontology annotation, molecular function: RNA polymerase II cis-regulatory region sequence-specific DNA binding; DNA-binding transcription factor activity, RNA polymerase II-specific.